Messenger RNA from Caenorhabditis angaria, 438 nucleotides. The record is from the annotation of a GenBank genome assembly. Lineage: Eukaryota; Metazoa; Nematoda; Chromadorea; Rhabditida; Rhabditidae.
AUGUCCUUCGCUAGUUUUUAUCGAAAACGCUGUGCUCAAAAAUUCAUUCUCGCCUAUUUCAAGCACAUAACUCUCCGAAAUCCCAACAUUUAUCACGAGGAUUUUCAGAAAAUUGAGAAGGGCGUGCUCACUCAGACUUAUCGUAAGUUUCUUUUUUUCUUGGCAAUAAAUUUUAAUCUCUAAAGAUUUUCAGAAGGCGCUGUAAAUUCACUGCUCUCCUUAUCAUCUGAAAAUCUCGAGCCCUACUACAGUAGCCUGGAUGCGAUGCUGAAUUAUUCAUAUCUGGAAUGGGAAAUCGAAUUUCAGACAAUUUUUGUCAGACAACGGGAAAAUGGACUUCUGGAAAUUCGCCUGGAUCAUUCGGAUUCUUCAUUUUUCCUGAAAUCCGAUGAGAAUGUUGAAGGAGGUUUCAAAAUUGUGUUGAUUGUUGUUUUUUAA